AGAAUCCAAUGGUCUUAAACUUUGACGAAAGGGCACCUAUUUCAGUGAUUCCAUUUCCAACCGUAACAAUUUGUUCCCUAGUUAAAAUGAUGAAGCAUAAGUACAAAGGAACGAAUAUCAGUUUAAACUUAAGUGAGAAACUAUCUAAAAAUGAGUUAUCACAACUUGAGGCAUUGGCACACCUUUGUCCAAGAAUACUUUUUCAUGGAUCAGAAAAUUAUUUUUCAAACGAAUCGAUUUACGAUGUAAUUGAGGAUCUCGCUCCCAAUCUUGAUUAUUCACUGCGUAAGUGUCAAUGGCAAUCAAAGGAUAUUAGGUGCUCCGAUUAUAUCGUUCCAAUGAUGACUAAUAACGGCCUCUGUUUUGCAUUCAACGCUUUGAGUUCACAAGAUAUGUACACUGAUCAGGCAAACGCAAUUUGGACAGACACUUAUAACACCAUCUAUAGAUGGCGUUUUUGUUUAAGAUAAGCCUGCCAGAUUUUUUUUUUAUGUCGAUCCG
This is a messenger RNA of Contarinia nasturtii (swede midge), 501 nucleotides long. RefSeq lists its product as uncharacterized. Gene Ontology annotation, molecular function: sodium channel activity. Bases 9 to 470 code for a protein of 153 amino acids. Gene Ontology annotation, biological process: sodium ion transport. The transcript is spliced from 4 exons. Lineage: Eukaryota; Metazoa; Arthropoda; Insecta; Diptera; Cecidomyiidae. The record is from RefSeq and is a predicted model, not a curated record. Gene Ontology annotation, cellular component: membrane.